ACAACAGUUGUGAUACUCAAGCACUUCCGGAACUUUCGUAAUGGCUUUUCUGUGCAGAGCGCGUGCAGCGACCAACCCUCUUCUUUCAGCGAUAAACUGAUGAAUGAGUGAGAGCGGCCAAGCCUGCCCCGCAUCUUAGCACCACUUCAGAGAUAAAGCUUUUUACUUGAAGGGACUCGUCGCGGAAACGGGAGGAGUGUGCAGUGUGACCAUGCUGAGGUAGCAGCAGCCUGUAGGUCGGGAUGUCUGAGAGGGAGAAAGCGAUCUGUUACAUCAGUGACGAAGAUGAAUACAACGAUGGAGAUGAUGAAGACGAGGGCAUAGCUGACCAGUCCCACAGCGCCUCCUUCACCUCCGAAAAUGAUGCUCAGGGAGGUGAUCCAGCCGCGUGGCAGUGCACCCUUCCACCAUCUACCUCACCUUCAGGGGAGACACCGGCCCACCCUCCCCGCUCCCAGCCCACGUCUAGACCCUGCUCCAGGCCGGCCAGCCAAAGCCCUUCCCCUCCAUCUGCCCUGACAGGAACCAAGAAGAGCAGCUCUAAACCAGCUCACAUGAGACGCAACAUCAGAAAGUUACUGAGGGAACAUCAGUUGGAGGCAGUGACCAAAGCCGCCCAGCAGGAAGAGCUGGAGAGGAGGCGACGCCUGGAGCAGCAGAGAAAACGAGAUUUUCCCCUAACACUGUUGCCUGAGUACACAGCUGGUGAUGUGACAAACUAUGUGUCUUCAUUAUCGGCAUCACCACAAGAAGCGAAGUCAGCCAGACAGGAAGUGAUUUGUCUGGACUCCAGCAGCACUGGCAUCAGCGACAAUGACAGCAAGACUAAUGUAUCCACCUCUUUUACUGCAGAGAGCAGACACAAAACAGAUCUGAUUGUUCUGAGCUCAGGUGAGGACGACACUGUCCACGUCAGCAGUGAGUCCACCAAUGAGGAGGAGGAGAGCGAGCCAAGUGGCGUACACUCCAACGAUGUCCUCAACCGGCCGGACGCCCAGGGCAGGGUGCUGGUCAACCUGAAUCAUCCAGCUGAAGAGACGGACAUUUUUUUGUUGCCUCAGCUCGCACGAGUCGUCAAACCUCACCAGAUUGGUGGAAUCCGUUUCCUGUACGACAACCUGGUGGAGUCGGUGGAGCGUUUCAGUAGCAGCGAUGGUUUCGGCUGUAUCCUCGCUCACAGUAUGGGUCUGGGCAAGACGCUGCAGGUCAUCUCCUUCAUCGACAUCCUGUUCAGACACACCCAAGCUCACACCGUGCUCACCAUCGUACCUGUUAACACAUUGCAGAACUGGCUGUCAGAGUUCAACACAUGGGUCCCGCCCCAGGAAGCGUUACCUCCCAAUACCGACCCUGGACUGGUGACACCUCGCACCUUUAAGGUUCACAUCCUCAAUGAUGAACACAAGAAUACAGUGACUAGGGCCAAGGUGGUGAAUGAAUGGGCACGGGACGGAGGCGUGCUGCUGAUGGGUUACGAGAUGUACCGCCUCCUGUCGCUGAAGAAAGGUUUGGUGCCUGGGAGAAAGAAGAAGAGCAAGAAAACAACAGGACUUGCCAUUGACCUGGAUGAAGAUGACAAGCAGCAAGAACUGCUCAAAGGUAUCGAGAGAGCUUUAGCCCGACCUGGUCCAGAUGUGGUGAUCUGUGACGAAGGCCAUCGCAUCAAGAAUUGUCUUGCCAGCACUUCCCAGGCUCUGAAGAACAUCCGAACCCAACGUCGCGUCGUCCUGACUGGCUACCCUCUCCAGAACAAUCUGAUCGAGUACUGGUGUAUGGUCGACUUUGUCCGGCCCGACUUCCUUGGUACACGGCAGGAGUUCAGUAACAUGUUUGAGCGUCCCAUUCUGAAUGGGCAGUGUGUGGACAGCACACCUCAGGACAUCCAGCUGAUGAGGUACAGGAGCCACGUCCUGCACAGCCUGCUGGAGGGGUUCGUACAGAGACAAGGCCACGAUGUCCUGAAGGACCAGCUGCCCUCUAAGGAGGAGCAUGUGAUCCUGGUGCGUCUGUCUCCACUGCAGAAGGCACUCUACACAGAGUUCAUGACCCGCUUUAGAGAGGCAGGAAACACCGGCUGGCUCAGCCUGAACCCGCUGAAGGCCUUCUGUGUCUGCUGCAAGAUUUGGAACCAUCCAGACGUGUUGUACGAGGCCUUACAGAAGGAGAACAUGGCAAGUGACCAGGACUUGGACCUUGAUGAUGUCACUUCAACAGGACCCGGCCGACGUCUACCUACACCAAAUCAAAAGUCCAAGCCCCUGGAGAAUCCUAACCCCACUGGUGGACUGAGUCUCAACCAACUGCAGGAGAAAGCCAAUCAGGUCAUCACCUAUGAAUGGGCAAAAGACAUCAUGUGUGACUACAAACCUGGCAUCUUGGAGAACUCUGCAAAGAUGGUGCUGCUCUUCCACCUGAUAGAGGAGAGCAUCAGGAAGGGUGACAAAAUCCUCAUCUUCAGUCAGAGUUUGUCCACGCUGACCGUGAUUGAGGAUUUCUUGGCCAAAAGACCAGUGCCUCCCUCACCCAACAUGCCUAGUGGAGAGCAAUCAAAACAGAACUGGGUGCGCAACCUCAACUACUACAGACUGGAUGGAAAUACAACAGCCUCGGAGAGAGAGAGACUGAUAAACCAAUUCAAUGAUCCAUCCAACACUUCAGCAUGGGUCUUUCUACUGUCAACCAGGGCUGGUUGUCUGGGUGUUAACCUGAUUGGGGCAAACCGCGUAGUGGUGUUUGAUGCCUCCUGGAACCCGUGCCACGACGCCCAGGCCGUGUGUCGUGUCUACCGCUACGGUCAGAGGAAGCCAUGUCACAUCUACCGACUAGUGUGUGACUUCACCCUGGAGAAAAAGAUCUAUGACCGCCAGAUCUCCAAACAGGGCAUGUCUGACAGGGUGGUGGAUGACCUGAACCCUGUGCUGACCUUCACCAGGAGGGAGGUGGAGUCUCUUCUUCACUUCGUGGAGGAGGAGCCAGACCCCUCCGCAAUUCAGCUGCAGGCCCAUGAAAGCAUGGAAGGUGUCCUCAGGAAGGCACUGCACUUCUAUCCUCACCUGAUUACCAAGCAACCAUUCCCCCAUGAGUCACUGCUGAUGGACCGCAGAGAGCUGAAGCUGAGCAGCGCUGAGAAGAAUGCUGCUAAGAAGGGUUACGAAGAAGAGAAAAGGGCCUCAGUGCCAUACACCCGCCCUUCCUAUGCUUACUACUACCCUGCCAGUGACCAGAGCCUCACCAAUAUCCCCGCCUUCAGCCAGAGAAACUGGCGCCCUCCUCCUGAGGAGAAGCCAGUGGCCAGUGUCCAACCAGUCCAGUCAACCCCAGUUCCCAUGAUGCCCCGCCAUGCGUCUGCAGGCUCAGCCCCAUGCAACGAUUCGUCCGGAUCCAGUCUUGGAGGAUUCCCUCUCAGCUGCCUGCAAAAAGCUGGGGUGUUCGUACAGAAGAUUGUCACCACUACUGAUAUCAUGAUUCCAGGCACCAACAGCUCAGCAGAUGUCCAGGCCAAGAUCAGAGCUGGAGAGAGUAUCCACGUCAUCAAAGGCACCAAAGGAACUUACAUCAGAAUGUCUGAUGGUCGAAUAUUUGCCAUCAGAGCAGCUAAUAAGGCCAAGUCUGCAGAGAAGAACUCACAGGUGCCACCAGAGGGGGUUUCAGUCAAUGUCAGUAAUGGUUGCCUGUCACCUGACAAAAAGCAGCAGAUAGCCUUCAAGACUGUGCCCCGUCCACUUUCACCUGACAGCCCAGAGAUCAUCAAUGAGUUGCAGCACUACACAGGUGGCACAGGAGCUGGCUCCACCGCAGGCCCAGGUGCUCAGCCAGAGAGGGCAGCAGAGACCAACAUCAACAGCCUGCCCCCCACCAAACUGGUUCAAACCAAUAGCAGCAGUGGGAGCAGUUUUCCCAGUGCAAAUAUGAGCCACCACGAUGCCUCUGUGACUCAUAGAAUCCAGCUCAACACGGAUGCCACUGUUGCCCAAGACCUGAGAACAGGCUCCAAACGCAAAGCCUCCACCCCGUCUUUGGAUGAGCGGCCCAGCAAACAGUCCAAUGCGGGAAAACACUCCUCAGCCCUAGUGGCCUCACAAGGCUUCCCCUUCAGCGGGGGCUAUGGCCUCCCUCCUUUGGGCCUCAACCCUGCUAUGUUGGGUGGGUUACUGGGACACCCACUCCUCAUAGGGACAGGUUCGCCUUACUUCCAGCCCCCCCAUACUCAAAUGGCUGACCCCAGUUACAUGUACCCAGAUCUGUUUGGCUUUGGUGCAGGCAACUCAGUCCCCACAUCCUCUUGCUCCACCUCACUGACAACAACCAUCGCUACUGCUGUGUCAUCUGCUUCCUCAUCAUCAUUUUCUACAUCAGUCAAAGCUUCCAGUUCAGUUCCAGGAGCUAUGCCACCAUUUAUGCUGAGCCCCAGCAUGGCAGGCAUGGCCGGGAUGCUCACGCCAGGCUUCUCCCUCUCAUACAGCCAGUCUCUGGCAAGCCUCUACACAGGGUCAAUGCUCCCUGUUGGGCUGCCGGGUCCAGCUGCCACUCCUGCACGAUCUGAGGGCCACCGAGCCCCAGCAGUGGUGAAUGGCGGGAAUGUUAGUAGUGCCAGCAACUCAGAUGACGACGAUGAUGUAAUUGAGGUGAGGGCACAGUGA
Molecule: messenger RNA, 4640 nt
Organism: Monopterus albus (swamp eel)
Lineage: Eukaryota; Metazoa; Chordata; Actinopteri; Synbranchiformes; Synbranchidae
Product: helicase ARIP4-like
Exons: 24
Coding region: 243-4640 (1465 amino acids)
Cellular component (GO): nucleus
Molecular function (GO): ATP hydrolysis activity; ATP binding
Source: RefSeq, a predicted model, not a curated record